AUGUCUGCCUCUACCUCCACCGCUAUCUCCACCUCCACCUGCACCUGCACCAUCGGAUCCUUCAACUUUGUAACCUUCAACCACUGUAUCAACGCUGAAUUCCCCGACACCGAACAUCACCGCUGGGGCAUCAACCCCUCCAACCGAGAGAUCCUCCCCUCCGUCCCCAUUGCUACAUUAGAGGACCUCGAUAAGGCCGUUACCGCCGCUCGCGCAGCCUUCAAGCUGUGGUCCAAAGUCUCGUGGGAAUUUUUGUUGUUGUUGUAUUUAUUUACGUCGGGCGGGUAG
Messenger RNA from Drepanopeziza brunnea f. sp. 'multigermtubi' MB_m1, 288 nucleotides. RefSeq lists its product as uncharacterized. The record is from RefSeq and is a predicted model, not a curated record. Gene Ontology annotation, molecular function: oxidoreductase activity. Lineage: Eukaryota; Fungi; Ascomycota; Leotiomycetes; Helotiales; Drepanopezizaceae.